AUGAUUUAUUUAUUACUCAAUAGAUCAAUAUUUUUUUCAUGUGCUAUAUAUUUUUUUAUAAAUUUUUUACAAGUCUUUUGUACUUCAAAAAUAAGUAAAAAUGGACCACAAUUGUUUAAUGAAAAUGAUAAUAAUAAAUUAAACAAAAAUUUAAAUUCUUCAUUCAAUAAAAUAUUAUCUGAAAAAUUAUUUGACAAUAAAACACAGCCACAACUAACAAAUUUUGUUAGCAAAUUUAAUAACGAUAGUUAUAUUUCAAAUAAUAGCAAACCAAAAAGAGAAGCAAUUAAUAAUACUUUAAAUUCAACAAAUGCUACAGAAGUAAAACCUAUAGAUAAUAGAAAUAUAACUACUUCAAAUGAUAAUAAUCAAAAUCAACCUUUAGAGAUUCUAGAUAAUUUUUUAAACAAUAUUAGCUUAAUAGAUUCUACAAAUGCAACAACAAACGAAAAUAAUACUAUUAUAUCUAUCACCACACCAAUCACAAUCACAUCAACUACAACGAUGUCAGAUUUAAUAACAAAUACUGAAACAAUAUCAAAUGAUGAUACUGAAAUGGCGAUAUUGGAUACAGCAAAAAAUGAACAAGUAUUUGUAGAAAGUUUACCUCAACAUGCUAUAGAAGAAACAACAGAUUAUGGUAAAUUAAAUUCAGAUGGAACUGAUUUUGAUUAUAAAUCUUUAAUAAAUGGUGUUUGGAGUUUAACCAAUUUAAAGAAAUUUAGUUUUACGUGUAAAAAAGAAGAAGUAAACUCAAAGUAUGAUGAUUAUUAUGAAACAAUUGAAGUUAUGAAAAGAAAUGAAAUGAAUGAAUGGGUUUCAAUAAAAAGAAUUGAGCAUAAAGGACCUGGUAAACAUUCGUUGACAUUUAAAAUGGGAAUAAGUAAUGAAACGAUGAAAAAUUUAAAUUUUAAGUUUUUAACUUUUAUUGGUGAUUUUCAAUGUAAAUAUAGUUAUAACAAAUAUGAGGGUGAUGAAACAAGUUACGAGUUAAUAAAAAAGACUCCUAUAUUGAAAAUACGUUUUGGAGCAGUAACUUUUCUUGUUGAAACAGAUAUUCAAUUUAAGAAAAGUAUUAAACUGUCAUGUCCAAUGUUGGAGCAUGUCAAAAUGUACCGUCAAAGUGCCAUGUAUUUUGAUGAUAAUACAAGUAAUUAUAUAGAUGGUAAUUACAAACGUGUAAUAUUUACAGUAUUACCAAAAAAUGCAAUUCGUGUUGAAAAUGACACUUCAAUUAUAAUUAAAAAUUUUAAAAGCAUUAAUUUAGGAUUUUAUCAUUGUGUUUAUACAGAUGGAACACUAAAUGAUAUAGAGUUACGUUUAGUUUAUAAAGUAUUUAGUAGUGAAUUUGAUACAUUACAGAUUGAUAAUAUGUAUUUAAAACUUAUUUUUAUUUAUAUGUCAUUAACUCUAGGAGUUCUUUUUCUCACUUUAAUUUUCCAAUAG
Messenger RNA from Strongyloides ratti, 1446 nucleotides. RefSeq lists its product as hypothetical. The record is from RefSeq and is a predicted model, not a curated record. NCBI's taxonomy places the organism in Eukaryota, Metazoa, Nematoda, Chromadorea, Rhabditida, Strongyloididae. The transcript is spliced from 2 exons. The coding region runs from base 1 to 1446 and encodes 481 amino acids.